Fusarium pseudograminearum CS3096 is the source of this 789-nucleotide messenger RNA. RefSeq lists its product as uncharacterized. Lineage: Eukaryota; Fungi; Ascomycota; Sordariomycetes; Hypocreales; Nectriaceae. The coding region runs from base 1 to 789 and encodes 262 amino acids. Gene Ontology annotation, cellular component: nucleus; replication fork protection complex. Gene Ontology annotation, molecular function: DNA binding. Gene Ontology annotation, biological process: DNA damage response; replication fork arrest; replication fork processing. The transcript is spliced from 3 exons. The record is from RefSeq and is a predicted model, not a curated record.
AUGCCAAUACUAGACUCCGAUCCCGCCAAUGGGUUAGACAACUAUGACGUUGCUGACCUCUCUGACGAUCCUUUCGCAUCUCCCCCACCUGAAGCAUCCAACAAGAAGCGCAAGGAACCUGAUUCGGGCCUUGGAAUUGAUGAAGAAGUUGAUGUCAAGAAACGCGCCCGAGCUCCCAAUGUCAAGCUUGAUGAAGACAGACUCCUUGGACCUAAAGGAAUACCCAAACUAAGGCAAAGAGCACGAGACCUUAAGAUCAAAGGCAAAGGCCACGAGUUUUCAGAUGCCUCGCGACUCCUAUCCUUCUAUCAAUUAUGGCUCGAUGACCUAUUCCCGAAAGCCAAGUUCCUCGACGCUCUCAGCAUGGUCGAAAAAGCAGGUCACAAAAAGCGAGUUAUGAUUGCGCGCAACGAAUACAUCAACGAAAGUAAACCCAAGGAUACUGUGACUGAUGAUGAAGAGGUUGACCUCCUCGGUCGAGAUAGCACAUCGAGACCUACGGAUGAAGCGACUACGAGAACACAAGUGACUGAGAGACUAAGAACGCCAGAGCCUAGCCGAGACAUACCAGAUGAUGAUGAUCUAUAUGACGCCACACCCAGGCCAUCUCGGCCGAUUGUGCCUAUUCGAAACGACGUUCCUGAGGAAGUCGAUAUCGAGGCCCUAAUCGCCGAGAGCCAAGAUCAGACACCAAAAAGAGAUGGCCAGAUACAGAUAGAGAACAGCGAAAGCGGGAACCCCUACGAAGACGAGGAAGCAGCAAUGCAGGAAAUGGAAGGGCUAUGGUAG